GUAAGACUCUCGAGGGCAUGGAACUGGAGGACGAAGGUGGCACUCGGGAGAAAGCGAUCCCUCACUGGAAGGGGCGCCACGCGCGGGACGAGCUGAUGGCUCCCACAGUCGGUGCCGGCUACUACACGGCUCUGACGAUGGCGGUUUUUGCGGAUAUGGGAUACUACCGCGUGAAUUGGAGCAUGGCGGAGCCGAUGAGCUGGGGCCACCGCAGUGGCUGCGACUUCCUGGAGAAGAAGUGCAAAGAAGCCAAGGAUUUCCCCGCCAAGUAUCCUCACAUGUUCUGCGAUGCUACCGACAAGGAGACGCUUCGCUGCACCUCCGACCGCCGUCACGUCGGGACGUGCACCGCAAGCAUCGUUGAAAACGAGGGGAGCCCUGCGGAUAAGGACGUUUGCCCUGUAGUUUCUUUGUACUUUCACGACACGUCUGGGAUAAAGUACAAUACGUGCUCGGAAAAAGGUGUAAAUUAUCUCCCUGGGUCGCUGACUGGCGGUGACUCGUGGUGCCUGGAUGCGGAAUUACUGUCGAAAAAUGAUGGCGGUAAACAUAAAAACGUCAAGGGAGUGUGCGCGCAGGUGUCGUGUGAGGAGGGCACAGUGAAGGUGAAGCACCUCGGCAGCAGUGAAUUGUGGCAUGAUUGCCCCGAUGGCGGAGAAAUCCCAGUGACGUUGAAAGAUUUUGAGAAAGAUGGAAAGAUCAAGUGCCCGAAGUACGUUGAGGUGUGCACCAUUGCCGGCAACGGCAGCAGUCUUGUCAUUCCGAGUGUGUUGGAGGAUGACAAAGGAGAAGAGCAAGAGGAGCAAGUAGAGGAGUCUGUGGCUGCUUCGGCGUUGCCUCCUGCACAAGAACCUCAUGCAGAAGCGUCUUCCCCAGUCCAACCUCUUGCAGAAAUGCCUUCUCCACGGGUGCAAGAGGCAUUGCAGCAGCCUCGAGAGGAAAUUAAAGCACAAGCGUCCACUGCAGAGGAACCUCAUGCAGAGGAACCACGUGCAGCAGCGUCCACCGCAGAAGAAUCUCAUGCAGAAGCUUCCAUUGCAGGCAAAGCUUCUGAAGCUCCAGUGGCUCAAGCGGCAUCACGGCAGCCUCAACAAGAACGUGAAGCAGGGCAAAAUAAAACGGUGGGGGAAUCUGCCACUACACAGCACGUGCCGGCGAAUACAUCGCAGGGAAGUGUAGGGAAGGCGGCGGCUUCGAACUCCCAUGCCGUUGGGGAAGCAACAGGUGAUGGCGGCACCAUGCGUGAGAGCGGACUGCUACCAUCGCUGCUUCUGCUUCUGUUGGGACUGUGGUGGUUUGCGGCUCUGUGA
Molecule: messenger RNA, 1310 nt
Organism: Trypanosoma cruzi
Lineage: Eukaryota; Euglenozoa; Kinetoplastea; Trypanosomatida; Trypanosomatidae
Product: surface protease GP63, putative
Exons: 1
Biological process (GO): proteolysis; cell adhesion
Cellular component (GO): cytoplasm; membrane
Molecular function (GO): metalloendopeptidase activity
Source: RefSeq, a predicted model, not a curated record